AUGGUAAAAAAGAAUUCAUCAAACAGCUGCUGCUGUUCUGUGUUCUCAGGCUAUAACGUGUUCAACGUCUCCGUGGGCUGGAAGAACAACGGAGCUGAUGGACUCAAACAGCUGGAUGGCAUUCUGAGUAAGGGUUUCACUAACAAGUUCUACAACAUCAGUAAGAAAGACCAGUCAAACAAACCAGGUGUGGAUGAAUACCGUGUCGGGGUGUCCAGUGACACACCCCACUGGUACAUCAGAGACUAUCUGGCUAGAGUCAGCAGCCACUAUGACAUCGGGGCCGUGGAAGUUCAUGAUCUGGAUGAGUGUAAGGCCAAUGAGGCGGUGUGUGUCUACCCUGCCCUUUGCUCCAACACCUACGGGGGCUACAGGUGUGUUUGCAACGGUACCGCUGAUGUGGAUGAAACCCUGUCCUGUGUAAUAGACCGAGGCAAAAUGAGCAACACGGAGGUGGACUUGGUUCUGGGUCUGGUCCUGGGGAUCGGCAUCCCACUGCUGCUGAUUCUGCUUCUGGCUGCACUGGCCUGCUUCUGCUGCCGCAAGAAGACUGUUACUGGAGACCUCCCCCACUUGGUGCCAGACUACAUGCAGGAGCAGUACAACCCUCCACCUUUUAACUACUCGGACCCAGCCCUGCACUACAUGACCCACUGCAGCCCUCGCAUCAUCGACGACAUCACGCCCAGGCAGCGCCUCAGAUAGCGCACACAGGAACGAACAGUUUCACAGAGAAAACACAAGCACUUUUUCAGUUUUUUUUAAUGCUGAGAUGACGGAUGCUUAUUUAUAUUUUAACAAACAAGUAAUUAAAUCUGAGGGACUUCUAAAUUUGAUUACUCCUAAUCCACUAAGCUGAGUGAUGCCAAGUUUUUUUUCCUCCCUGGACAGCAGUUUACAGUCAGAGUCUGACCCAGCAGAAAUCGACGAUCUCUUGGCAGGAGAUGCUGAUGAAAAGAAAACCACUGCAGUGCUCUUCAUCUUCCAGCAGCCUCUUUGGUACCAACAUUAGCAUUUCCUAGGAUACCAGAGAACAAAGCUUAUUGUGGUUCUUAUCCUUAAAUCUAACCAUCUCAGCAUGACUUGUAACCAUAGCUGUCACAAUUUGCCUGAGUCUUAUUGCUAUGAAAACUCUUAAAUCUAUAAAAAGUAGAAGCCACUGUCUGGAAAUGACAUGAAUUAUUGUUCAUUGCUGGAUUAUGUCAUUCAGUGUUGCAGCUGGAAGCUGGCCUGCAGCUUACAACCAAUUGUAAAUAUCGUGUAAAAAAAAAAAAAAAAAAAAAAAAAAACCCUUUCAGCUAAACUAGUGUGGGUUUCAUUUCAAGAACAGGCAAAACACUGAAUUUGUUACUGGAGCAGCCAUGUCAUUAUACUAAAGCUGGGAGCCCAAAUGUCUUAACCAGAAAGAUUUGACCUCUCCAAGCACCUCCCUGCAUGCCAAUAUGUGUUCAAGUAGCACUAUGUGACUUUCUGACCUUAAAAAAAUGUGUUUUUGACUUGUUUUGAUGGCACAGUGACAUUUCUUAUGUACAUUUCUGAGGCCAUCGUUGCCCAGCAACAUCUCAAGGCUAAGAAACCACACACAUUUUUCCCGGAUGCGGGAUCACUUUACAACAGCAUUUCACUUUACGUCCCCGUGUUACACACCAGCAACUGGAUAUCAACACGUUGGCUGUUGUUAAUGUACAUUAUGGCUGAUUCAUCAAAGACACAUAGUAAACAUUACCAGUGAAAGUGACUGAACAAGAGAUUAAAUAAGCCAACAGAUUGACUCUUACUGACUGAAGAGACCUCAGAGAAGAGACAGGAUGCAAGACAGAUCCCGAAAUAGCCGUCAUUAAGGGGCGCCGCACUGAGAAAAAUAGCCAAAGUUCAGUAGUGCUGCUUUAAGACUUACUUUCUUUAAAUUAAUUUUACUUCUCAUUUAUUUAACCAG
Melanotaenia boesemani (Boeseman's rainbowfish) is the source of this 1936-nucleotide messenger RNA. RefSeq lists its product as uncharacterized. Gene Ontology annotation, molecular function: calcium ion binding. The record is from RefSeq and is a predicted model, not a curated record. The coding region runs from base 1 to 705 and encodes 234 amino acids. NCBI's taxonomy places the organism in Eukaryota, Metazoa, Chordata, Actinopteri, Atheriniformes, Melanotaeniidae. The transcript has 5 exons.